Molecule: messenger RNA, 1057 nt
Organism: Chanos chanos (milkfish)
Lineage: Eukaryota; Metazoa; Chordata; Actinopteri; Gonorynchiformes; Chanidae
Gene: tpgs2
Product: tubulin polyglutamylase complex subunit 2
Exons: 7
Coding region: 1-864 (287 amino acids)
Biological process (GO): protein polyglutamylation
Source: RefSeq, a predicted model, not a curated record
AUGGACGAGCCAAGGGAUGACAAAUCUUACAAAGGGUUUGUGGAAAGGUUAACACUUGGUGUCACGCGAAUUCUAGAGAGUCUCCCUGGCGUUCAGGAUGUACGGUUCGUGGAGAGAGAACCUGCGGAGAAACGAUGCCUCUUGUCUUGGGAACAGAAAAACAGCUGUGUUUUACCAGAGGAUCUGAGAGACUUCUACCUCACAACAGAUGGCUUCACUCUCACCUGGAGCUCCAAACUAGAGAAUGAGUCAGUACCUGUGGGCCAAAUGGUAAUUAACAGUGUGGCCAGGCUCCGCCCUUUGGUUCAGUCAACUGUGUUCUCCCUUCCAAAUGCACCAACGCUAGCUGACCUUGACUCCGACAAUGACUCAGACGAGAGUCAAGAGAAGCCCAACUUUGAUUCCCGCAGUCGCGUGUUUGAGUUGGAUCCCUGCAAUGGAAACGGCAAAGUCUGUCUCGUUUACCAGAACUGUUCACCAGGUGAGGUGGCCCAGCAGAGCAAGAUAUGGUUUCUAGACCGCUCCCUGUGUUGGCAUUAUCUCACUUCCUCUUUCACUGCAUACUAUCGGCUCAUGAUUACCCACUUGGGUCUGCCUGAGUGGCAUUAUGCAUUUACCCAUUACGGGCCCAGCCCUCAGGCAAAGCAAUGGGCCUCUCUCUAUCAGCCUUUAACGUUCCACGCAGAGCCUCAUCUUGAGCCAGCCAGUGAGCUGUUCCUCAAUAAACUCGAUCCAGCCAGGGCUUUCGGCGGGAAAGCCAAGCCUCCGACGCAGAAGAAAAAGCAGCCUGCCCAGACAACAAGCGGAGGUGGUGGAGGCAAGGUCCAGACAAGCUCUGGAAGACACAGCGUGACUAGACGAUGAACAUCUGGGGAUGGUGGAGUGUUGUUGGGUUUGAGAGCAGCGCGUUGCCUCAGGCCGUUGGCCCAGACAAGUCUUCCCUCUCAUUUGCUCGGAGAGCUCUUUAAUCUAUCGUGUUUACUCAUUGUUUUUCUCGUCAUUGUCUCCGUGUGGCUUAAAGUGUAUAUAUAUUUAUUAAAGACGGCCUGAAAUCUGA